GUUUUAUCUCUAAAAAAUAAAUGUAAAGUUUUUUUUAUUGUUUAGAAAUUAUGGUUUUAAAGACUGUUUGGAGUUAGAACACCCAAAAUUGAUGAACGAACUAUUCGUAAUGUAUAAAUCAAAUCAUUUUUUUCAAAAUUUGUAAAAAUCUCAAAUUAAUUAUUUAACUUAGUUCUUAAUACAAAUUUCAUAAUUUGUACAGAAAUGUACAUGAAUUAUUUGUUAUUUUUAAACUAAAAAUUCUAAAAUUGUGUUACUGUAAUUGUAAAUAGUUUUGUUACUCUAAUAUUUAAUAAAUUUGUGGUAAGUAAUAACUUGUGUUUUAGUGAACAAUUUUUUACUAACAUUCAGUAUAUGUAGGAGUAUAUAAAUUUUAAAAUCUAGUCUAACUGAAUCAAUAUGGCUGUUCAACAAAAGUAUAGACGGGAAGAAGUCAGCGAAGUUAGUUGUUGUCUUAAAUACAUCAUAUUCAGCUUUAAUGUAUUAUUUUGGGUAAAUUUUUUAUAAUUAUAAAUCUUUAAUAAAUUAUUUCAAAAUUUAUAUUUUUAAAUCUUUAGAUGUUUGGAUUGUCUGUGAUGGCUGUAGGUGUUUGGGCAUGGACAGAAAAAAAUGCAUUUAAUAACCUUAGUAAACUUACACAUUUAGCCCUUGAUCCAGCUUUUGCUUUAAUUUUGAUUGGUAAGUUUAAAUUGAACACAAAAUUUACACUAAUUUAAUAUUUUUUACCAACAUAAUUUCUCAUAUAUUUAAAUAUAUAGGGAGUUCAUUAAAUAUUAAUGUGUCCUAGUUUAUAAAGCUAAGUUAUAAAAUAUCUACUUUAAAUUUUUUCAGGUGGAAUAACUUUUAUAAUCGGUUUCACGGGAUGCAUUGGAGCUUUACGUGAAAAUACUUGUUUACUUGGAAGUGUAAGACUUUUGAACUACUAUUAUGAACCAAAUAAACAUAUACGUAAUACAAGAUUUUGCAAAAUGGAUCAGUUUUGUUCAGUAUCUACUCUAAACAAAACUAUAUUUUCUUUUCUCAUAAAUUUUCCUUACAUACUUAACAAAAAAACUUUGAAUUUUGAUUUAAGAUGUUUAUGAUCAUACAUAACAUGCAAUUUGUGAAAUUUAAAAUAAUAUGUCACAUUGUUCUUAAUGUUAUUUAAACACUUUUAUAAUGAUUAGGAUAAAGUUUAAUUGAGUGUUUUAUUUUGCAUAUACGAUUACGUCUAUGCAUAUAAUUUUUUAUUUAUUUUUAGUUAAAUAUUAAAAUAAUGUGUUUUUUUUUAUUAGUAUGCCGUUUUGUUAGCAUUUAUAUUGAUAUUAGAACUAACCGCUGGAGUAUUAACUUUUGUUUUUAAAGAUUCUGUAAGUUAACUUUUAAUUUUCUUAUAAGUAGAUGUCUAAUUAAUAUUAAUCAAUUAUCCAAUUAUAGAUUAAAUCACAAGCUACUGAAGGAUUACAAACAUUCAUUGUACAUUACAGAGAAGACCCUGAUCAGCAAAAUCUUAUAGAUUGGAUACAGGAAGAUUGGGUUUGUUCCUAAUUAUUAAAUUUUUAUUUUUAUUAAGAAUAUGGUUUAAUUAAUUUACAUAUCAAAAAUAUUUUAUUUGUACAAAUUUGUAUGUUUAAUCUAAAGUUACAAUGUUGUGGAAUCAAAGGUCCUGAAGAUUGGGAUCUGAAUAAUUAUUUUAACUGUUCUUCACAAAUGGUUGGUAGCCGAGAAGCAUGUGGAGUACCAUUUUCUUGUUGCAAACGUAAACCAAAUGUAAGUUAAAACUUUUAUUAUAGAUAUAAUUUAUUAUUUUUUUUUUCUGAAAAUUCUUAUACCCUCAUUGGAAUAUUUGUACUAUAAGUUCAAGCUAAAAUAAUUAUACAUAGAUAAAUCAAAGUCGAUUAUACUUAAUUUUUAUCAUUAGAACCAGUUAACAAUUUUAAAUAUAAAACUACUGUGCACUAUUGCACUGUGAAGUAAUCAACAGUUGCUUUCUACCUAUGUUGUGUAGCGUGUAAAAUUGUAAUGUGUAUUAUUUGUUAUGUCUCUUAAACUUAAAUUGGUUACAUUAACAAUUACUGCAACAGUGAAUAUAAUAAAUAAGAUAACUAAAAAUGUUAAACCUGAAAAUUGAAUUGCUAAACAAUGAGCACUUUUAACUUUACUGAAAAAUUAAGAUCUUAUUUUACAAAAGAUUUCUGAAUAUCCAGAUAUAGAGGUUAGUUUACUCAGUUGGUUUUUACAAUGUUGAUAUUUAAACAUUCCAAUAAAUAGGCCAAUUUUAAAGAAGAUAACUGAAUUUUUUGCAAUUAAACUUGGUUACAAACAAUUUAAAGCUAGUUAAGGUUGGUUAAGCAAUUGGAAAAGUAGGAACUAUGUCGUUUUUUCGUAAAAUAUGCAGUGAAAAUGCUUCAGUUUAUCAAUUAGUAUGUACUCACUGGUUAGUAAAAUGUGUUGUGUAAAUUGGAUUUAGUGACCAAUAAAAUAUAUAAAUUGAUUUAAAAUAUUUAAAAAAUGUAUAAUAGCUAACUUGAAUUUGAAAAAAAAAUUUCAAGUCUAAUUAAUUUAUAGGUCCCUUGAAAUUUGAGUUAUCGAAACUCUGCUGUAUUAUAUUCUAUUACUAGCUAUCCUGUGCUCGUCAUUUCCCGUACUAAUUUUUCAUUUUUUUUUUACCUUUAUUCCGGUUUUGCUUUGCUCGUAUCAGUAUAUCUAAAGAUUACAAAUAGAUGGAAAGUGGAUUAAAACUAAUGGAUGGCAAACUAAUGUUUUUCAUCUGGGUUACCAUAGAUACCCUCACUGCACAAGGAUUUAAACUAUAUAUUAUCCACUAUAAUAACACUAACUUUAUGAGAACAUAAUUGGAUUGUAGUAGUGUAGUGUUAUUACUAUACCAAAAAGUACAAAGAUUCAAAGAUGACUUUUACGCAUUUUUACUUACCCGCCCAUACAACAGGUUUAUUGUUUUUUUUUUUUCGGUGUUAUCAAGUUGACUCAUCCUAUUUCAAGCCAAUUAUAAACCGGCAGACAGUCAGAUAGACUUUUUAUUCAAUUUGUAAUAGUUGUUAUGGCGUUUUUAUUUCUGUUUAUUAUUUAUUUUUUGUUUUAAGUUUUUUUUUUCAUUUCAUCCAUGUAACUAAAGUAACCCAUAGUUCAACAAAAAUAAUUUAAUUUUCAUUCCCUUCUAGAUCAUUAAUCGAGAUGAAAAUUAUCCUAUCUUUUAGAUUGGACAAAAUCACACUAAUGAGCACUUAUCAAAAUUGGUUGAAUAGUUUCAGAUUGCCCGCAGUCUAACUUAUUUCAUUUUGUAAUAUUUUUGAAAAUGUUUAACCUAUUUCCAAAUAUUUAGAAAUCAAAAAUUAAUUUUUUUAUAAUAUUUAUUGGGACACAAUUGUUCAUAAAUAUAUCAGGCUUCAUAAAUUUUAAUAUAAUAUAUUUAAAAUUAAAGAUCUUGAAGUUGAUACUGACUUACAGUGAAGAAACAUCUAAAUGUGUUCAAUAGUGUGUGUGUAUUAUGAUAAUUUUAUCAUUUAAAUAUUUUUUAACUAACUAAAUAUUAUUAUAUUUUUAGGAAAUAGUAGAGAACAAACAGUGUGGGUAUGAUGUCAGGAAAGAAGGAUUUGUAAGUAUUAAAAGUUUUAUAGUAUGUACCUUGAGUUGGGUAAUCCAUACAGUAAUAUAAAGAGGCCCUAGUCUAUAUUGUACGUGUUAAGAAAGUGAAGCCGGUCAGUUUUGAAAGUACCCACUUAAUAAAACUAUUGGCUGCAAGAUAGCAUGCAAUUUUUGAUUUAUAUUUUUACGUUAUUUAUUUUAUACAUUUUAUUAUCAACAACAUUGUCUUUUGUUGUUUUGUAUAAUAUAUAUUAUAUUUGAAUAUUCUUUAAUCUUCAAAAUAUGUUUAAAUAUGUAAAACAAAUUUUAUUUCGCAAACUGUGUAAUGGAUAAACCAUCCAGAUUUUUCAUCCUCGUUGCUCUGCAUAAAGCCAAUAAAUAUAUAUAAAAACCUAAAAAUUUCCGCUUUAUAAUAAUCACAUAUUUCGUAUAUUAAAUACUUUAAAUCAAAUUUUCGUAAACUCAAUUUUUUUUUUUUUUUUUUGUCCACCGAUUCGAGUUAUGAAGUUUUCACUGUAUUAUAAUAUAUUAUUAUUUUAGUACAAUUUUCCACUGUACUAUAAUGUGUUGCAAAAUGUAUUAAAUAUGAUAAUUAUUAAGAUAUACAAUAGUAAUUAUUGUAUCUUGUGGUACCACUGAAAGUACUUCUAGUUCGUUUCAAAUCGGUAAUGUUUGUAAAGCCUCUCUGUAUUACUCUAUGGGUAGACCAAAACAUAAUUUUUCUUUUCAUAGUUUUAUCUUUUUUUAUUUGUACAAAUAUGAUAAUAUCAUUAAAUCUUGUUUAAUAAAAAAAAGAAUUCAAUUUUUGGUGAAUAACGCAAUUUGUAUCUAUUUUGCCAUUAUUUGUUCAGUUUAAAUCAUCAAAAUGUUAUAAGGAAAUAAAUGGAAACUUUUUUUUUAGUGAAAUAAAAUUUGAUUGCAUUGUAACACCUGUACAAAUAAAAUAUAAAGAUAAAUACCUGCAAAAAAAAAUUUUUUUUUGAUCCAUCCCAAUGUACCUUAUUCAUAUUCGUGUGUAAUUAUUAACUAACAUUACUAACGUAAAAAAAAAAAAAAAAUUAGAAAUUAAAGACUUAAUUAAUUCAAUAAACAUUGAAUUUAAUAUAUUUAAUGUAUUAAUAAUGUUUAACAACUAUUAAUUUAAACUUCUCUCGCUAUUAUCAUUUAUAGUAUGCUGAGAAAUGGACAAGCUUAAAUUUACCUACGCAGACUGGUGAAAGAAAUAUAUAUGAAAGAGGUUGCAUGAGAGCUGCUGAGGAAUGGGUUGAGGAUAACUUUAUUGGUGUAUUAACAUCAAUUAUGACUGUAACAAUAUUACAGGUAGUCUGUAUAACUAAUGCUUAACAUAGCAUGUCAUGCUUUUUUUUAGCACUUUGUUAUGUAAUGUUUUGUUUAUGGUGUGUGUUUGUGCAUGUUUUGCUUUUGUUCUUAUUUGUAUAUUUUGUUAUUAAUUUACAUUUGUUUUUAUCAAUGCUUGUGUGUAAUUGUAUAUAGACCGACGAUGUCGGAAAACGAGUGGAUCUCAUCAUUAAUGAAAAAGGAUGUUUACAAGCUGGAGAAGAAUGGCUAGAAAGAAACAUGCUUUUUAUUGCUACUGUGUGUCUUAUAUCAGCUUUUUGUAAGGUGAGUUAGAUUACUUUAAAAUAUUUCUGUUAUUCAACCUUUUAAUCCUUGAAAUAAUAUUACAUUAUGGUAAAAAAUUAAUCAUUAUUUUAAAAGUUAUCUAGUAGUUAAUAUAUCAAAUAAAUAAUUUCCCUAUACUAAAUAUUUAAGUUCAUUUGUAUAUUUUUCUCUAUUAAGCCUUAAGUACCAGCAGCAAACCUAACCUAACCUAAAGAGUUUGUUAGAACCUUUAAGUUAAUGAAGAGGUACAUCUAAGACAAAUUAAUUGAGAUAAGAGGUAGAUUUUUUUUAAAGUGUAUAUAAAGCACACAUCUAUAAUAAAAAUCAAAUUAUUAUAUUAUAUUAUAUUGGGAAGUGUCCUAAAUCCACCACUAAGUUAAUGUCUCAACUCUCAAUUGUAAAUCUAUAUGAAUAUGUCAAAUAGCUGUUAAUGUGUUACAAUGUUUCUAUGAAUCUAUCAAUAUAAUAUAUUAUGUGCUACAACUCCUAAUACCAAGAAGUUAAAUUCAACUAAAUUUAAAACAAUUCUUCUUGAAUGACAAUACUAUAUGGAUUAAUUUCUAAUGUGAGACUAUAAUAGGAUAUACAGCUAAUAAAAAUAAGAAUUAAUUAAUUUUAACAAACCUAUCCAUAAUAACAUAUUUGGAGUAAAUUCUAAGUAGUUCUAAUUUCUAAUAUCUUGCAAUGUUUCCAUUUUAUUUUAUCAUCUUUUAGUUAUAUUUUAUAAAUUUAAGUGUAUUUAAAAUCCAAGUUUAAAACUAAUAAUUCUAGUUAUACAAAUAUUUUAACUGAAUGAUUAUUUUUAUUUUUGAACCAUACCUAAUUAAGAUUCAACUACGGAAUAAUAAACCGCGGGAGUGAAGGAUCUGUUCAUAUUGUGUGUGUAAUUUGUAAUCUUAAUCCAGACAUUAGUAUGAGAAAAAUGUAAUCAGUAUGUUGUAUAGUUUUAAUUGUGUUUAUCUUAACUUUGAUUUAAUACAAAUUAGUUAUUUGAAAAUUGUAGAAAUUAUGAAAUGGUAUUGCACAAUAGUUUACAAAAAUAGAACUAGAAAAUCUUAGUUGCAUGAUUUUCAGAAUUAUGUAUUAUAUAUGUAUCUAUUUUAAAUUAUCUAUACCUAUAUAUAGUUUAUAUCAUAUUUAGAUAUAUUUGUUAUAAAAUUAAACAUUUUUUUAUUAUCAUUAAAAUAUUGUUUCUGAUGAUUAUCAGCAUUAAUCAUAAUUAGAUUUUUGUUUUGAAUUUCAGAUUUUGGGCAUUUGCUUUGCUCAAAACUUACGUGCUGAUAUAUUUGCACAAAAGGGCAAAUGGCACUAGACGAAGUUUGUCCUUGAAUACAAACGAACAAGAUUAUAAAUAUAUAUAUAUAUAUAUACUUUUUUAUCAGGUUUUUAACCUAAUUCAUAUUUUUUCAUAACUAGUGUUGAAAUAAUUGUAGUCUAAUUCUUUAGUGUGAUUGAAAUGACUGUAUUUGCUUCUAUUAAUAUUCUUUUUAUCUCUCAGUUUCAGUUGAUAAUUUUUCAUUAAUAUUCUUUCUAUAUAACACAAAAUUAAUUAGAUAUGUUGUUUUCUUUAAUAACCUGUUUGUAGAUAUAAGGUCGAUUCACACUAUACGGGACGUCAUGUCAUAGACCGGCAACAUCACUUCAAAUGUAUUCACAUUUAACAUCACAUCAUGUGCAAUUUUAGAAACGUCAAACAAAACUUUGUAUUUUAUAGAGGUUCAGUCUACGGAAGUGUAUAAAUACCAAAAAUAUUAUAUUUAAAAAUUUAUAUUUUAUUUGCCUAGUGGUUUUAAAUUAAAAUUCCUAAUAACAAUUAGUAAUAAUAUAAUAUACUACUUCAUCAUGCUAAAAAUUAAUAAAAGAAAUAUUACCGAUAAUGGCAAUUAUUUUGGAAGAGAAGAGGACAACAAAUCACAUAGAAGAACAUGGGUAUGAGAAAUGUUAAUGAAAAUAAAGUAAUUUGGGGAAUAUCAUACAUUGUUCAACAAUGGAUAAAAAAAAACGAAGAAGAAUCAAGAACGGAUCUACUCCACAUCAAAAUAUAGUUUUCAAUAAACAUUAGUGUUCUGUAACGUUUAUGUUGCGUAACGUGCCAGUGUAUGUGAACAUUUCAAUAUAAAUACAUAGGAAGAUAUUUGACAUAAUGUUGACUUUCCGUAUAGUGUAAAUCGAUAAUAAAAUGCAGUGAGUUCCACUUAAUGUGAUCACAUUGGUUUUGAUUCUAUUAACCCAUUGAUUCCACAAAACAAUUUUUCUUUUUUUUAAAAUUCUAUAUUUAUAAGUGAACUUUACAUAAAAUAGUUAGGUAUCUAUUUUUGAUUCUUCUUAUUUAAUUUUCAUAUUAACCUGAAAUUUAAAUCCAUAUUCAAUUAAUAUACAUAUAAUUAAAAUUAAAUGCAUAAUAAUGUAUAUACAUUAUUACAUACGUGUAACUUACAGUCUUGGAACAUACAGUAAAAAAAACCAUAUAACUAUAAUAAAAGCAUAUAAUACUAUAAAAAAGAUAAGAAUGUUCAUAAAAGUAAUUCAAUUAUCCGGUACUUUAUGAUUCUAAUAAAAGAUUAAUUUAACAUUAGUAACUUAAGAUUUGGUUUAGGAUUUUCAUUUUUGAUUCCAAUAAACGGUUGAUUCUAUAAACCAGUGAUCCCAUUAAGCGGAAUUCACUGUAUCUAUGAUCUUAUAAUUCUUCAUAGUGAAAUUAGUUCAUAAACUUUGUUUAAUCUGACCUUAAUUUUUUGUUACAUAUUCCUAGACAAUUUUCCUUUUAUUUUUUCUUUCAUUCAAAUCUAAAAUGUCUAAGUUCUAUUUGUAUUUAUUUCAUUAUUUACAAAACACGGAUCUCUAAUAGAACAUUUUAUUUUUUCACCAUAAUAUAAUUUUAAUUUUGCUCAAUAUCUCUGAAGUAUUAUUUUGCAGAGGUAUGUAAAUUGUAUUUUAUUUGUGCCAAACAGAUUAUAGUAUUAUGCAGUUGUUAUUUUCAAUGUAUUUUUUUAAGUUAAGUUCCUACUAGUACUAUACUUAAAUAACCUAAAAUUAAAUUAUGCUUGUCUCCAUACAAAUAUAAUAAAAUAAUUAAUAACCCAUGUAUGUAUUACUAACAUUACUAACAAAAUUAAAUUAUACAUUCCAUAUACAUUUUUGUAAAAAAAUAUAUAUAUACAAUAGUUUUUAA
Molecule: messenger RNA, 8380 nt
Organism: Cinara cedri
Lineage: Eukaryota; Metazoa; Arthropoda; Insecta; Hemiptera; Aphididae
Source: the annotation of a GenBank genome assembly